CUUGGCUGACUUCACCCAGAACUGCCAAGUGGCCCAAGACAGAAGCAGCCAGCGACACGAGGAGUCAGACGCGGACGCCACCGCCUCACAAAACACAAGGCAUUUCAAGACUCAUCUUUUGAUGACAAGAACCCUGGAAGUCAUGACUGCUUCACGACUUCUCCCUGCUCUCACUCUUGUGCUUCUCCUGCUUAAAGGGAGCAGAGCCUGGUCUUACAACACCUCCACAGAAAUCAUGACUUUCGACGAAGCUAGUGCGUAUUGCCAGCAACGGUACACGCAUCUGGUCGCGAUUCAAAACCAGGAAGAGAUUCAGUACCUGAACUCCAUCUUGAGCUACUCGCCAACUUACUACUGGAUCGGAAUCAGAAAGGUCAACAAUACAUGGACCUGGAUAGGGACCCAGAAGCCUCUGACCGAAGAAGCCAAGAACUGGGCUCCUGGUGAACCGAACAAUAAGCAAAGCAAUGAGGACUGUGUGGAGAUCUACAUCAAGAGAGACAAGGACGCGGGCAAGUGGAAUGACGAGAGAUGUAGCAAAAAGAAGCUUGCCUUGUGCUACACAGCUGCCUGUACCCCCACAUCCUGCAGUGGCCACGGCGAGUGUGUGGAGACCGUCAACAACUACACGUGCGAGUGCUACCCUGGCUUCAAGGGACUCAGGUGCGAGCAAGCGGUGACCUGUCAAGCGCGGGAAGCCCCCGAGCACGGAAGCCUGGUUUGCACCCACCCUCUGGGGACCUUCAGCUACAAUUCUUUUUGCUCUGUCAGCUGCGAAAAGGGCUACCUCCCAAGCAGCACAGAGGCCACGCGGUGCACGUCCACGGGAGAAUGGAGCGCCCCCGCUCCUGCCUGCAAUGUGGUCGAGUGCGAUGCUCUGACAAAUCCUGCCAACGGAGUCAUGGACUGUUCCCAAAGCUCUGGAAACUUCCCAUGGAACACGACUUGUGCCUUUGAGUGUGAAGCAGGAUUUGAGCUAAUGGGAUCCCAGCGCCUCCAGUGUACCUCAUCCGGGAAAUGGGACGACGAGAAGCCAACGUGUAAAGCUUUUCAGUGCAAAGCCUUGUCCCGCCCAGAGAGAGGCUACGUGAGUUGUCUUCCUGCUGCUUCUGGAAGUUUCCAAAAGGGGUCCAGCUGUGAGUUCUUCUGCGAACAGGGAUUUGUCUUGAAGGGAUCCAAAAAGCUCCAGUGUGGCCCUACAGGCGAAUGGGACAGUGAGGAGCCCACGUGUGAAGCUGUGAAGUGCGAUGCCGUCCGGCAGCCCCAGCGUGGCUCUAUGACAUGUACCCAUUCCCCCGCUGGAGAGUUCACCUACAAGUCCUCCUGCGCCUUCAGCUGUGAGGAAGGCUUCAAAUUGCGUGGGUCGGCUCAAGUCGAGUGCACAUCUCAGGGCCAGUGGACGCAGGAAGUCCCCUCCUGCCAAGCCGUACGAUGUUCGGGACUGGCAGCGUCGGGAAAAAUGAACGUGAGCUGUGACGGGGAGCCCGCGUUUGGCGCUGUGUGUGCGUUUGCGUGUCCUGAGGGGUGGACCCUCAACGGCUCCGCAGCUCUGACGUGCGAUGCCACGGGACACUGGUCCGGGACGCCGCCUACCUGCGAAGCUCCCACUGAGUCCAGCAUUCCCUUGGCUGUUGGACUCACCGCCGCUGGGACCUCCCUCAUGACGGUAGCAUCAUUUGUCCUCUGGCUUCUGAAACGCCUGCGGAAGAGAGCAAGGAAAUUUGUUCCUGCCAGCAGCUGCCAAAGCCUCCAAUCAGAUGGAUCCUACCAGAUGCCUUCUGAGUCCCUUUAAGUCCAAAGGAAUCAGGAACACAGUUUCCUCCAGGGAACUAGAGCAAUACCCUGAAGAUGGCAAGGACAGAGAGCCCUCUCUGGUCUCUGGCCCUCCUCACCUCCCACACCCGCUGCCUUUAAGCUGGGAGCGAGGCACCCAUGAGGACUUCACCCAUCCAAACUCCAGUGAGCAAGGCCAGUCUGCCAUCAGCGAGUUAGCCUUCUCUUCGCUGUUCUCUGUGUCUGGAAAGUACCGGCUGAUGGAGGGAAAGCAUAUUCUCUUCCAGGCAAAUGUGAAGGGACCCAGGCUCCACGAUCUCAAGAAUUCCUGUUCUAUCUCUCCGCCCCGCUCACUGUGAGAUCUCAGUGGAGAACCACAGGAUUUUGUGGCCUUGCUUCUUUCUUUUGCCCCUCACGGUGUCUCUGCUGAUUACACGGUUGCUGUCAUGGGGCUGAAAUAUUGUCAAGAGUUUAGGGGAAACCGCUUGGCCAAAGAUAUUCUAUCACCAACGUGAAAAAAAAUGACAGUUUUGUAAUGCACCCAGGCGAGUGCAUGGGGAAAUCCUACUUAAUGCUCUGUGCGAGGAUGACUAAAGCACAGUCUUAAUCACUUUUCUCCCUGUGGGAUUCACUGCUUUUUAAAGUGCCGUAAGAGAUUGUGCUCUCUUUAUUUGCAUUGACGACAGGACAAUCUUCCCUAAUUCUUAAUUCAGUGUAUGUGUUGUAGAGACUCUAAAAUAUGUACACAUUAGGACUGCAAUAGGGUAGAAGUGACUUAUCCGAGAUCUUUGUUCAGUCACAGUUUCUAACGUUCCAUCUGUAGUAAAUUUAUUUCAAAAAAGGGCAAAUACUGUUUAUAAUGUUAACCAGGGUAAAGUUCUAAAUUUUUUGUUCCCGUUGCUUUUCAAAACAUUAGUAUCAGCACAGUAGAAUCUGAAUGGCACGCACUUAUACACUGUCAGCUCUUUUUCCAGAGGUAGGUGGUUUUCCAUGAUGAAAAGGUUCCACGGGGCCAAAUGUUCUGAUUUGCUAAAAGCAGAAAUGCAGACAGACGAAGGUACAACUCUUUGAAUGUCUCUGUUGACAAAAACAUGUAGUCAUACGGAUGUGCUUUAGCGUUUCUCCAAAGACGUUUGUCAGGGGUGACGGGUCCACAUAUAAUUCUCAUAUAUUACAUUAGAUUUUAAAUCCAUGUUAGGGACUCACCUUGUAAAAGAUUUGUCUGGUGGGUUUUUUGAAAAGUGGAGACUUUUAAUAUUUAUUCCCUAAUUGUGUUAUUCUGUUUGUUAGAGUGUUCGUGAAGAGAGGAAAGUCAGUAUGAAUGAGCAUAUGUAUUUAUUUAUCAGGGAGUUUAAAAUUCCUCAGGGAUCCCCACUGAUCGUUGGCAGUGAGAAAUUCUUGGCCAGUCCAUUGCCCAAGCUUCUCGCUCCGUCUUGCAAGUUACGUGAGAAUCAAAACUCUCCCACACGUACAUUCACUUAGCAUGUGUUGAAAAUCAAAGUUUCUGACAAAUGCGGGCUGCGUGUUGGUAAAGGCAAAGCCAUAAGUAACCAGGGAGGUAUGCUAAGUGUCAGAACGGUAGCGAAUUUUAAGGGGCAAAAGAACUCUGGAAAAUAAGAGAGAGAGAAAUAAACAACUACUGCCAGCAGACUACCUAUAGAAUGAAUUAUUAUUUUCUCUGAAAUUGUUCGAAUGUUGUAAAUCUUUAUACUGUGAUGUAAAUAGCUGUGUGAAAUGUAACUGUGGUCCGUGUUUUAAACGGUUUUUAAAACGGGUUUUAAAAAGCAUUUUAAAUUAUGAUUCAAAAUAUUUUAUAGUUUUUUAAAAUAUGUAUUUAUUUAAGCUUAUGCCAUACCUAUUUUGUAUGUGACGUGGCCAGUGCAAAGUUUGAUAAUAAACGUGUUUAUGUUU
This is a messenger RNA of Lynx canadensis (Canada lynx), 3684 nucleotides long. It is a transcript of the gene SELE, whose product is annotated as selectin E. The transcript has 13 exons. The record is from RefSeq and is a predicted model, not a curated record. Lineage: Eukaryota; Metazoa; Chordata; Mammalia; Carnivora; Felidae. The coding region runs from base 122 to 1792 and encodes 556 amino acids. Gene Ontology annotation, cellular component: membrane; external side of plasma membrane. Gene Ontology annotation, molecular function: sialic acid binding; oligosaccharide binding. Gene Ontology annotation, biological process: leukocyte tethering or rolling; heterophilic cell-cell adhesion; response to cytokine.